AUGCAGCCGACCGCAGCCGCUCCCGCACGUCCGUCGAUCUCCGACUACACGCUGCUGGAGUUCCUGGGCGAGGGGGCCACUGCGCAGGUCUACUUGGCCGAACACGACGCGUCCAAUGCGCGUGUGGCGAUCAAAGUGAUUGACAAACUACUGGUCCAGCGGUCGCAGCUCGAGGGCAAAGUGCAGCAGGAGAUGGUCCUCCACGCGGAGCUGCAGCACCCGCACGUGCUGCGCGUCGAGCGCGUGUUUGAAGACGCGCGCAACUAUUAUAUGGUAUUAGAGCACUGCGCGCACCGGUCGCUGUCGGCCAUUGUCAAGACACUGCCGGGCCGUCGACUGGACGAGUCGAGGGCGAAGACGCUCUUCCGUCAAGUGGUGUCAGGUGUCGCAUACUUACACGCGAGCGGUGUGAUCCACAGGGACCUGAAACUCGCCAACCUGCUCGUGCAUGGAGACGGUGGGGUCAGGAUCUCGGACUUUGGCCUCGCAGCGAGACUCGGAGAGGACCACGUGACAAUGUGCGGUACGCCGAAUUUCAUUGCACCCGAAGUGCUGACGGCGCCGGACGAGCCGUACGACGCUGCGGUCGAUAUUUGGUCCCUCGGGUGCAUAUUGUACUGCUUGUUGCUGGGCAGAGCGCCGUUCGAAGGCCGUCGAGUUAGUGAAACGCUGGAGAACGUGGCGAACGCAGCACAGCAUCCGCUCCAGUUUCCAGACGGGUUUUCGUCCUCGGCGAGCGACCUGAUCAAGCGGCUGCUUAGUCCGGUUCCACACUGCCGUCCGUCAGCUCAGCAAAUUCUGACUCACACGUGGCUUCGUGGCGAGACUCGGAAGCGUGCACCGCCUCAGUCUUGUGCUCGACGCAAGUCGUCAGUUUGGAUACCUCCGCACCCUCGAGCGUUGUCCCGACGAUAUACUGAGAGCUUGCGCGAAAGCGGCAAAGGUGCUGCACUUCGAUCGGGAACUGAAGCAAACCGUCCGCUGCCAUCCGUUAGGCUAACGGGUCCCUCAAAGACUCGAUCGCGACGGUCAUCAGGAGACCCGAAGGCCGGUUCUCAAGAACGUAGACAGCUCGAAGCUUUUCCAAUCAGGACGGGAACCUCAAACGUGCAAUCGAUGCCGUUUGUUCUCGGGACCACCAGUGGUGACAGCAGUGUCAGCCUCGACUAUAGCAGCCGAAGUGACGGCUGCAGCGAUUUCUCGGCACUACCGUUGUCAGCGUCCACCAUCAGCAGUGACGACGAGCGGAUCGAGGGAAGGAACAAAGUGUUGAAUGGCCAGACGGAUGAAGCCGUCUCCGAAACGACUGAGGGGUUCACUUCAGUGGUUGUGCAUGUAGAACUGCAGGACGUGGAGUGGCUCGGGAUCCUUCAAGCGCGAAACCAAACGCUGCGCAGUGCAAAAGUGGCGUUGCAGUGGAGCUGCAACGAGUCGGCUGAAGUUGGUCGGCCACCGACUUUUCGGUUGGACGUGUCAAACGGGUGGAAAGCUUCCUACGACCCAGCGACUGGGACGCUCGUGGCCACCACAGCAGAAGGUGAGUCGAUGCGGUACGACAUUCCGGGCGUACGAAGUUCACGAGCUGAUUCGGUUGCAGUCUGCGGUCCAUCACCUUCACGCUUUGCCCAGCGGACACUUUUUCCACCACUGGUUCGGCUGUGUCAGUGCCUCGCGCUGCGCACGAUGCAGUUGCGCCGAAUAGCUCUUCGCAGUGCAGUCAGCAAACUUCCGUUUGUGCAUUACGACACUCUGCCCGCGUCGUUGUUGACGUCAUUCCGAAGUCGCUCCUCACUGCUUCAACGAGGCUUUGGCGACAAGUUCCGCCUGCAUGAAGCCACAACCGUAUCAUCGGAGGAUUGGACGGAGACUCAGCGAGCAGUGGACAUUGCUGGCCUCGGGCGCGGAUACAUUGACGCAAGUGGCGACUUGACAGUCGUGUACGUCGAUGGAGCUCAGCUCACGUUAGCCGCCAGUGGUCAGCGACUGUGGUUCGUACCUUCGUGGGGGCUGAAGCACUCUCAUGGGGAGAUCGGUGCUCGAGGGGACGUGUUUGAGCUGCUCACCGCCGGAAGUCGGUCUUCGUUCCUUCCGUCGGCUGUCAAGCAAAAGCUCGAGAGCGUUCCCGAGUUCAUCAGACGUCUCAAAGGCGGUAGCCAAACCUCAUGA
Hyaloperonospora brassicae is the source of this 2166-nucleotide messenger RNA. NCBI's taxonomy places the organism in Eukaryota, Oomycota, Peronosporomycetes, Peronosporales, Peronosporaceae. The record is from the annotation of a GenBank genome assembly.